AUGGCGACUGUCGAUGUGGACGUGCCUGGAGCAGCCCACGCCGACCGACGCAAUGGCUUCCACGGCAGGGCUUCCGAGGUGGACGGCGCCGGAUGGAGCAAUGAUGCUUCCGAGUUAAGAGACGCAGGCGCCUCAGACGGCGAUCCGUCCAACACGACCGAUAGGCAGAGGGCGGCGACGACAACAUCAACAACGACAACGGCGACUCACCUCCCAGCACGACCUCCCUCCAACUCCCACUCCCACUCCCGCUCCCACUCCCGCUCCCACUCGCGCCCGUCCGAUGUCGACUUCGACAGCUCCAUGCCGCCUCCCACGCUGGUACUCGCGAACGGAAACACCCCUUUCCCCCGUGCCUUCACCGGCCUCCAGCCCGGCACCGACGGUGUGUCCUACGACGGCCUGGCUUCCUGCGCCGUCUCCGAGGCCGAGACCUCCGCCCCCCAGUCCGCCAUCGAUUCGUCAACCGAUGCCUUGCCCUCGCUCGACGACACCCAUGUCACCCCUAAGAAGGAGCCCAGGAGAAACUCGUCGAUCGUGAACAAGACCAGGGAGCGCUCCGGCACAAAGUCCAGCGACCACAGCGGCGUCAGGCGUCUGUCCGCGUCCAAGAUCCAGGAACUCGCUGCCUCCCCACAGUCCCUGCCCAUCGCCACCAUUCCUGACCAGCCUCUGUCUGCCGGCAUCGUCGACGCCCACCGUCCGCCCAUGUCUGCCCAGCUGUCCGCCAGCCCACAGCAGGUCUUUGACAAGGUCGAGACCCACAGGUCCCAGGCCUUUGGCGAUGCCCCGUCGGGCAGGACACUGCACUCGGUCCGCCCAAGCCUCUCGACGAGGACCGUGUCCACCCCUCCCAUCAACCGUACAAAGUCCGUCAGCCAGCCUCCCGCGCCUCCUUCUGCCUCCCGGCGCAACUCGUUUCAGCCCUCGCCACGGCCUGCGCCCCUGAAUAUCGAGACAGGCAGUCAUAACUUUGGCCCUGCCCUCGCAAGGAACCCCUAUCCCGACGCACAAAGCCGGCCUGAACAUCGAGACCAUCGUGACCACAGGGAGCCGCGGCCACCGUCCCCUAUACCGCCAUCCAUACCCCUCCCACCGCUGUCGGCGCCCACUCUCCUCCAACUGGAGCUUGCCGCCCAGCGGCCCAGCCCGCUCUACAUACACCAGUCCUACGCCAGCGACCUGCCCUACGAGUCCAGCGCCGUCAAGUUCGAGCGGCUGAAAAACUUCUUGUUCCUGCCCUUGUUUCUUGAGAAGACACUGAUGUUUGGCGCUCUGGCCUGUCUGGACGCGUGGCUGUGGACAUUCACAAUCCUGCCAAUGCGCUUCUGCAUUGCAUUUGGCGUCUUGUUCAGAUGGUGGGCGUACAUCGCAGGAAAGGAGGCGCGGUGGCUCAUUGGUUUCGUCUGGGAAGGAAUGGGCCGUCUGUGGGAGCGGGGGCGCAGAGGCCGUGGCCUAACGCGCAGGCCAAGCUUCGAUGGCUCACGUAGUACUGAUGGUGAAUCUCGAAGCCGAAGCAGGGCCAGGGACUCCCUCCACGAAGGCAACGCGAAUGGCAUAUCGACCGCUCAUGACAGGUCCCAAGGAGAUCUGCCUCAGCGGGGACCAUCCACACGGACGAGGAAAGGCACAAAUGGAACAUCCAGAAUGCCUCCCCUGCGAAUGCACUCCCGAUCACACAACGGGCCGUUCCGCCAUAGGCGGACAAAGUCCACGCCGUCGAACCUGACCUCCUUUCACAAGGCCGACCUGCUCCAGGGGCUGGUCAUAAUCUGUAGCUCUGUCGCCCUCAUGAACCUGGAUGCCAGCCGCAUGUAUCAUUUCAUCCGAGCACAAUCAGCCGUAAAGCUGUAUGUCAUUUAUAACCUUGUUGAGGUUGGUGACCGCCUGCUGUCCGCCCUCGGCCAGGACAUAUUUGAGUGCCUGUUCAGCUCAGAAACGCUUUCGCGCAACAGCUCGGGCCGUUCGAAAGUCAUGCUUCCCUUCGGCAUGUUCCUGCUUUCUCUCGUCUACAAUUGCGCCCACGCCAUCACCCUCUUCUACCAGGUCAUUGCUCUGAACGUGGCCGUCAACUCGUACUCCAAUGCUCUCCUAACAUUGUUGAUGUCCAACCAGUUCGUUGAGAUCAAAGGCAGCGUCUUCAAGCGCUUCGAGAAGGAGAACACAUUUCAGCUUACCUGCGCAGAUGUCGUGGAACGCUUCCAGCUGUGGCUCGUGUUGCUCAUCAUCGGGAUGCGCAAUGUGGUCGAGGUUGGCGGGCUAAGUGUGCCCGGCGCCGGCAUUGAGCUCGGAGACGAAGGCAUGGCCGCUGCCAAGGGGCCGUUGCACAACCCGUCCAUCCUCCCCAUGAGCUUCACCAUCCUGCCGUCAUGGCUCUGGUCGGGCGAGGUCUUGUCGCCCUUUCUGAUUGUCAUUGGCAGCGAGAUGUUUGUCGACUGGAUCAAGCACGCGUACAUAAACAAGUUCAACAACAUCAAGCCCAACUUUUACAGCAGGAUCCUUGACAUCCUCUGCAAGGACUACUACACAAAUGUUAGUACCAAGGCGUCCCCCUCAGGCUCCCCAUCUAAUGACUCGCAGGCCUUUGUCGCCCCUUCUCUCACCCGCCGUCUUGGUCUCCCCCUGCUCCCUCUGUCGACGCUCUUCAUCCGCGCGUCCUUCCAAACCUACCACAUGUUCCUCGCCACACACCUCCCUGCACCCAUACCGCCCUCAACUCAGACUUCAUUAUCGGUGGACUCCUCCACGCCAUCAUCGCCUGCGGUGACAGCCGCCCUUGACAGGCUCGAGCACUUCAUCCGCAACGCCCUCGGCCGGUCUGUGUACGGGCUUGAUGAUGAAUUCCUCGCCAACGGCACUGCCGUGAACGGCACCUCCAUGUUCUCGUGGCUCUCGUGGUCUACCGAUGACGCCAUUGCCUUGGUGACCAAGGUACUAGUUUUCUUCAUUGCAUUUCUGUUCCUCCUGAUCCUCAAGCUCCUCCUCGGCAUGCUGCUUCUCAGGUACAGCCGUGACAGAUACGCCAGGAUGAAACUCAAAGAGCACGCCGUAGCGACUGGGAAAAUGGACAAGGAGACGUUCGACACGAAGGGGACUAAGAGGUUCGGCGGCUUUGGUGCCGUCGAGAUCGGAGAUGACAGGAGGAGGUGGAUCUAUGGUGAUGACCCAGACGGUAUGAAGCGUGCCAGGGACAGAGAGAGGAAGACGGAGCAGAGCAUAGGGAAAGAGGAGAAAGAUUUGAGUGGUGUGAUGAGGUACGAGAUGGUUGCUAAAAGGAUUUGGUAG
Diaporthe citri is the source of this 3285-nucleotide messenger RNA. RefSeq lists its product as uncharacterized. The record is from RefSeq and is a predicted model, not a curated record. Gene Ontology annotation, cellular component: endoplasmic reticulum membrane. Gene Ontology annotation, biological process: maintenance of protein localization in endoplasmic reticulum. The coding region runs from base 1 to 3285 and encodes 1094 amino acids. The transcript is spliced from 2 exons. NCBI's taxonomy places the organism in Eukaryota, Fungi, Ascomycota, Sordariomycetes, Diaporthales, Diaporthaceae.